This is a messenger RNA of Fusarium sp. VM40, 675 nucleotides long. The record is from the annotation of a GenBank genome assembly. Lineage: Eukaryota; Fungi; Ascomycota; Sordariomycetes; Hypocreales; Nectriaceae.
AUGGUCGACAAAAUCUUUCUCUGCACGGUCUUGGCCGAUCUUAUAUUCCUCGCGUCGGGUGUCAUGGAGCUGGUUUUCUCGCUGGUCGUCAAGAGCCAGAUGGACGACAUCACAUCCGACGGUGAGAGUGUAACGAGGAAUUUACUCUACCAACGAUUCCCUCUGACGGCGGGCAUCGUCAACGCCAUCUUCAUUCUCGUCACAUUCACCGCCACCCUGCCAGGACUCGUCAUGCCCGCUCGCAGUUUUCUCAAGGUUUCAGGAUACAUGGUCACGAUCUGCGCAAUCUUCACCAUGUGUGUGGCUGUGUUUCUCUGGGUCAUGACGUUAAGGAUGAAGGAGCAGUUCUUCGGCAUCUACAUUGAACAAGAACCAGAUGUGCAAAGCUUGAUCCAGAACUCCUUCCAAUGCUGCGGCUACGACAACAGCACAUCGCCCGCCUUCGUCAUGGACUCGGUGUGUUCCAGUCCUGCGAGUGCGGCUCUGCUACGUGGAUGUGCUACCUCCAUCUCAAGUUUCGCCAAUCUGCAUAUCGACGGUAUCUUUACUGUUCUCUUUGGUAUUGUUGGUGUUGACGCCAUCUUUGUUCUUUGCAUCGCCUGUCUGCUCAAGGACCGCAAGGAGCGUGAGCGCUAUCGACAUAUCGAUGAGAAGUCGGGGUACCGACAAAUUUAG